Molecule: messenger RNA, 5250 nt
Organism: Seminavis robusta
Lineage: Eukaryota; Bacillariophyta; Bacillariophyceae; Naviculales; Naviculaceae
Source: the annotation of a GenBank genome assembly
CGUCUUGAACCGAAACGUAUGUCCGGGACGGGAGUAAUUUUGCGCUGUAGCGAAGCCAGCGUCAACUGUAAGGUACCGGUAGAGGUAUGGUACUGCAGCGGUAGCGGCACUACCGGUACCGAUACUUGAGGCGUUCGACGCAAUGGCUAACGUACCUCAAUCAGUGUCCGAUGCACCUCCGCUGCGACUCAACUCCGUAGCUACUGGUACCGUACCAGCAGUAGCGAAGACUGGAAGGAUUGAAUGAUGAAUCUAGACAACACGCUGGCCACGGCAAUGCGGCGUAAUAGGUAUAUCAUUAUUACCUUUCACGAUACCCGUACCCCUGGUACCGAAUCCACGAGACGAUAAUAAACGUUGCCCCAGUAGUACAUUUUGUACCGGCAGCAUAGGAUCAUCUUGAUAGGGAAAAGACGAACGUAAUUCACAGCAGAAAAAAUGAUGCGCUGUUACUGAACGUGGCUUCAAACCUCCGAAGCGUUACGAUGCAUGGCAGGCAAUUAAUCCACUUCAGCACAGCACACUGUUCCUAGCUAGGAAGGGGCUACCUCCACGAGGGAAAAUGUAACAGCUUGAAAGCUAUUUCCAUCAUGAAGUUGGGAACCUCGGCUGUUUUUGUCUUUGCUCUCAUCCUGCGUCUCUCGCAGGGGACUACCGCCAUUAGUCAAGCGGCGAAUGUCGUUGCCCAGGAACAUCUCAAUGAGUCCUCGUAUGUUGUUGAUCAAGCUGUAUACCAGCAGACACCUUCGUUCCAUCCUGGACCCAAGAGCAAUCUUCGUUCGUCGAUUGGGCUUCACAAGCCAGACUCCUUGUUAAAGAUUACCCAAAAGAGCCCUUCAGACAUUGCAACGAUGGAUAUCGAGGCCAGAGCGGAUGUCAUUGGGUCUCUUGCUAAUGAUCUCACGGAAACGCUGGAGAACGAUGUGUUAUCGGUGGAUUUGACGGAGCACCCCCACUUAGCCGAAAGCGUGGAAAUCGCACGUCAGGCGGUAGAGGACGUUAAGAAACCACUCUCGGAUGCAAUGUAUUACAUGCGGGCCGCAGCGGACGAAAAGGAUGCCCGAGAGCGCACGGUACGCGACAACCAUAAGAACAUCAAAGGCCGCCGCCCCCCUCCGCACGAAUUUAUGUCUCAAAAGAGUCGUAGAGCAACAGAAUCUGAGACCACAGAUCACACACACCAAGAUAAUUAUGGCAGUGGCGAUAGCAGAAACUCUUGGCGGGAACAUUACAAACCGAAAGCAUCCUUUGGAUUCCAGCAGCACACCUCUGCUCACCACCACCACGCCCGCAAGAUUCAAGAGGCCGUUGUCAGUGGCAAUCAUAUGUUUCUUAGUGAGAUGUUGACUGGCCUUCACUCGCGAAUGGGGCAUUUCACCGGAGGCCAAGGGCACCGUCGAACUCAAGCCACGAAGAGUCAAAACUGCGAACAGUUGGCAACAUGUGCCCGCGCAAUGAGCUUGUACGACAUGUUUGUCUAUUACUUCAGUGAUGAUAUUAACCCCCAGACAGGGGAGGUUGACGACAUUGUUAAAGGCUUUGACGAGUCUGCAUACAACACUGAUAUCUUGAAGCAAGGAAUUGAAGCCAAGCAGAUUGAGAUUCAGCGACUCUCUGGAAUCCUCCUCACUGAUGGUGUCAACGAUUCGAACCUGGCUGUUUGCGACGAGCUCCUCCGCCAGUUUCAUCGGAGUAUUGAGGUGAACGGUAAUCCGGAAUGGGAAGGGGCUAUCGUUGGUCAGGUCUGUUUGGCAGAGGGCACUACAGUCUUUGUGAAAAUGGACGAAGCGCUGGAGACGCUGGGAAUGAACUACAGGGAUCUGGAUCCUGAUCUGGAUGCGAGUUUUGACAGUUACAUGGGUGGCCUCUUCUCGAUCUUAGAACCAUUUGCCCAGGAAGUGCUGACAUGUGCAGAAGAGUUGUUCAAUGCUCUGGAGGAUGGUAGAGGAGAACCGUUCCCAUUCAAGAAUGAUGCUGGUGACAACGUGUUCCCGGUCAGUAUAAACCAAGAAGGCAGAGAUGUUCACGGCAGAUACACAGACGUCACCCAGCGGGCAUUCACAACACAAACAUACGCUGAUAUUCGGGCCAAGUAUGAUGCAUGCUAUGCAGACUUUGUGAACUCAGAGUUUCAAGACAGAGUCGGAGAGUGCUUCUCGUUUGGCCUUGGCGCAAACUUCAUUGAUUGCCUUCUUCCGUUUAUCAGCGAGGCGUUGAAGGAGUGUCUCCCGGUGUACGGCGAGGAGAUCCAAAGCUCCAUUGAGCUCGUUUUUGGAGACCGCGCGUCGGUGGGAUUUGUUUGUGGUAUCAAAGAUGCAGUUGUCAAUGAUGGCAAGUCGAUGCCUGGAGAAUGCUGUUUGAAUGCUCCGUACGAGCUGGAAGGCGACUUGUGGGGCUAUCAGUAUAACUGCCAAAACCUGGAAACGACCUGCGAUAGGGGUCCAGUCCUCUCUGGAUUGUCAGAAAGCUCCUGCAAGGUCUACGGUGGGACCUUCUGUCCGACAACAGAUUGCACAGAUCUGAAGCUUUGCAUAGAGGAUGAAAUUGAAUUCGGCAACACCACAGGCUUGUCAGUUUAUGUCGAGUAUUUGAACAGUGCCCCUGCAAUCGAUGAUCCCACCGAUCUUUACGCUUGUGGUAGAGCACGGGAAUACUUUGGCUUUCAAUCCAAUUUCUUCAAUGAUGUAGCAAUCUGUGAAGAUGUUCAACAACUUCGGUUCUCCUCCGAUUUUGCGUUUCUCGACUCUUUCUUCAAUCAAGGUGACAAGGGUGGCGGGGGCCCUGGAUCGAGCCAAUGUGAGGCACUCCCCGCGGACGCACGUGUGGACUGUGUGCCAACCAUUGGAUUAGAGCCAGAGAACAGAGAUACAUCUGGGCAGCCUCCAGCGACAAAUGGCCAGGCCUGGAGGGCAACAAACUUUGCACUAUCCAAGGCAGUAGACACAAUCUUUUUUGCUUUGGAAACGGUUGAUGCUGCAAAGUGUCCAUGUGACCCACUAUGCGUUUCAGACAAUGUCUGCGCUGGUGUCAAGACCAUCAUUGGAACAGGACUUACAAUUCUGAAGUUCGCCUUGGAUCUGGCGUUUGAAAUAUCAGCAUUUACCUACGCAGAGGUUGCAGAGCUAGGGAAUGUAGAGCCCAUUGAGAUUUACGAGUCGACGCAGAUUAUAUUUGGCAACAUGGAAACAAUGGGCAACUGGCUACAAGAUCGCUUCGAAUACUUAUACUUUGAGACCACUUGCAGACCUGUUGAGAUGCUUCUCCCAGGCCAUGGCUGCGAUGGCAUUGUGAACCUUUGCGAUGCCAGUGUGCGUGUCCCGGACACUUGCGCGGAGGACAUCUAUAGUCCCGAGAUUGACUUUGGUAGAGUUCACGAGUUGUGCGGGCCCAACAAGCAUGUCUUUCCCACUAUGGAACUUGCUACACAAUGUGUCCAGGACCAUGUCAUUGCAACGGAUGAUUGCUACCAAGUCGAGGCCACAGCAUCGCCAGCAGGCGAUAGUAGCCCCGCUACAUGUGGCAACAUUCGAAGGGUUAGUGUCACAGCGUCCGAAGUCGGUGCUUGCUCCAAGGCAACAACCGAAACGUUCGAUGUCUUGGUAGACAGCAGUGCAAACUCCUACUGCCAGUUUUCUGGCAGCCCGGAUAUAGCCCCAUCCCUGGAUAUAUCAUCUGCUGUGAGCCAGUGUUCCACCUUUAUCAUGUUCAGCACUAUUGACGCAGCUCGUGCUUGUAUCGAACAACAUGCUGUCGCCAAUGAUGAAUGUCGAAAUGUGGAGCUCCUGAUAUCCUCAGUAUCCUCUUCCUCCAUACCGCCUGGAUGCAGUACUCUCAUCCACGACAUUGAGGUGACGGCAAAAGUAGCUGGAUGCGAUCUUAGCACCACCAAAUCUAUGCAAGUGCUGGUGGAUUCAAACCUGAAGACCCAAAGUUGUGCAUUUCUGCAGGGGCCCGACCUGGACCCAAUCCUUGACAUGGCCAAGUCGAUUGAGCUUUGCAACAACAGGGUCUUUGCUACUGUGGAUGAAGCUGAAGAUUGUGUACUGGGUAACUCGGACGCUGUGGAUGCCGCCGGGAACUGCCGACCAAUCGAACUGAACGUUGCAACUACCAAUUCCAACGGUCUAUGUGAACAUCAGGUCGUGGUGACAGCUCGUGUUCGAGAUUGCGAUGCCCUGACUACCACAUCUCUGCCGAUAAAUGUCACCAUUGACAACCAACCACCUGUCCCUACUUGUUCCUUUGGAAUCGGUGAAUUCCUCAAGCCAAAGGGCAAACUGGUUGACCCUGAGCUGACAUACACAGUCACAGAGAACUGUGGUACGGAGGUUUCCGUCCAGGUGGAAGGGUUCAGCAACGAAAAGACAAUCCCACAUUCCGAUGACAUGCUGUUGGUGUACGAGAAUGCCACAACGUCCAAAGUAGGAUGGUAUGUUGCCAGCGAGAGUUGCCACUACCAUGGAGGAAAGGGCAAAGGAUCCUACAGGCACGAAGAAAGAAGCAAACGAUCCUCCUCUCAUCACGAUGACAAGAGCCAAAAGCGAUCUUCAUCGUCGUAUCGGUACGGUAGAAGCCCUCGUGGCAAUCAUGGCAACUACGACUAUGAUCAUGGCUACCACCAUCACCAAUCAUGCAUCAAAGACCCCGCCUUCAAAACUCGCGUUUACACGGCCCGCGUUACGGCAACAGACCAGGCUGGUUUGAUGGGUUCCACCGAAUGCCAAGUGACUGUCAAGAGGGGCAAAGGCAAGGGAAAAGGUUCAAUGAAGAAGGAGAGCAAGAAGAGCAACCGCAAGCUCAAGGACAAGACAAAGUCCUCCACCAAGGAGGCGAAGAAAGGAGACAAGAAAGGCCGAGACAAUACGAAGGGUAUGUCUUCCAAGAAAAGCAAAAAAUCGAUGAAAGGAAAGGGCAAAGGAAAAUCGCCGCCGCCACCUCUCAUGGGAGAGCCUUCUCAGUUCUUUGCAUUGAUGAGCUACGAACAUGCACACUACACGCCCGAUGGCACGAAUCCAUGAGUCUUCUCCCUGCUAUAUAGCUAGCUAGACGCUACGCUGCUGCCGGUAUAUCUUUGCGGUGGUGCUAUUGUAUUGUAUGCAUGAGGCGACAACUCAGCUAUGAUUAUGUAUUGGCUUGGUUUGCACGAUUGCUGAUUGUGGUCUCUCCCAGUCUUUUUGGUUGUCUUGGUAUGGUAAUUGUAGCGGCGUUACUUAACUAAAAAUUGACGUUUGUUCACUCUCGUGUUUCCUU